AACAAGCUUCAAAAUAAAUAAUACAAAUACAAACAUUUAUAUUUGAUUGACUUUUUACAGUUUUCAAGAUGUGGCCUAUUAUUUAUACAACACUUAGAACAUAUGCACCUUAUGUAACUCUUCCUGUUGCUGCUCUUGUAGGAGUCAUAGGUUACAAUCUAGAAAGUUGGAUCUCAAAUAGGUAUACUCCAUAUAACAAAUCUAUUAAAGAACAACGCGAGGAUAGGCUAUUGGUUGAAGCAAAACUUAAAGAAUGUAAUAAAGUAGAGAAGUUAAAAUAUAAAACUAAUAUUUUAGACACAAAUUUAUCUCCUUCCUUAACUUGAACAUUAAAAUUCUCACAUGAUGUUAGCACUGGUAUACACUUAAAUGUUAAGCAACUUUAUUAAAAUGAAAUAUAUAUUGUUUUAAUUAUUUAUAUUAAUAAAAAGUUUUGUGUUACUAAA
Messenger RNA from Diabrotica balteata, 446 nucleotides. The record is from the annotation of a GenBank genome assembly. Lineage: Eukaryota; Metazoa; Arthropoda; Insecta; Coleoptera; Chrysomelidae.